Messenger RNA from Oryza brachyantha (malo sina), 779 nucleotides. Its product is annotated as protein SOSEKI 2-like. The record is from RefSeq and is a predicted model, not a curated record. NCBI's taxonomy places the organism in Eukaryota, Viridiplantae, Streptophyta, Magnoliopsida, Poales, Poaceae. The transcript has a single exon. The annotation marks the transcript as partial.
AUCAAUCGGCUUAAUUCUUCCUCCUCCGCCGUCCCCUCUUCAUCGAUCUACACACUCACUCGAUCUGCAGUACAAUGGCCAACAGGUCAUCGUCGGGGGGUGGUUCAGGGUGGGCGAGCCCCGACCGGACGGUGGUGUGGACGGAGCCCAAGAAGAAGAAGGUGGCGUCCGUGGCCGUGGUGUAUUACCUGUGCCGGCAAGACGGGCAGCUGGAGCACCCCCAUUUCGUCCACGUCCCCUGCCUCUCCGACCCGCCGCGCCUCUACCUCCGGGACGUCCUCGCCCGCCUCUCCGACCUCCGCGGCGCCGCCAUGCCGGCCUCCUACUCCUGGUCCGCCAAGACGACAUACAGGAACGCGGGCUACGUCUGGCACGACCUCACCGCCGACGACCUCAUCCUGCCCGCGCAAGGCAACCACGAGUACGUCCUCAAGGGCUCCCCGCUGCUGCUCCUCCGCCCCACCGCCACCGACCACCUCCAGCUGCCUGCAGCCUCCACGAAGAGGAGCCAUCAUAACAGGUGGACGUCCUUCGACCUCGCCGACUACAACCGCAGCGGCGCCCCGGCGGCGGAGCUGAUUGGCAUUGACGAGAUAUCGCCCCCGCCGUGUUCCAGCAGCCCCGACAGCAGCCGCCAGCUGCAGCAGGACGGCACACCGCAAUCAGCAGCAGCAGCAGCAGGGCUUAGCCGGAUGCGGGCGUCGGCGAUGCUGAUGCAGCUCAUCUCGUGCGGCUCCAUCAAGAACGCCGUCCCGCCGCGGCGGAAAGGGUCGUCGUCG